Funneliformis caledonium is the source of this 362-nucleotide messenger RNA. Lineage: Eukaryota; Fungi; Glomeromycota; Glomeromycetes; Glomerales; Glomeraceae. The record is from the annotation of a GenBank genome assembly.
CACAUACAAAUGAAAAUCGUAACAGAGGACAUAAUACAAAUAAUUGCAAGUUUCAUAUUAAUGCUUACCGUCGAAAAAAGAACAAUCUCGUUCAUAUUACAAAGGUUGAGGAUGAGCAUAAUCAUGAAUUAGUAGAGAAUAUUAGAAUAGUUUCCCCUUAUUAUCGUAAGCUUACUCCAGAAAUGCGUGAUGACAUAGCACUUCUCGCUAUUUGUGGAAUGCGUGCUGAUGCAAUUAUUGAAGUUUUGCAUGAUGCUGGUUUGAUGUAUCUUGCACUUAUGAAUCAGCAGCAGAAAAAUCUAACAUUUCAUGUUGAUGCACGUUUUGAAGGUCAGGAUAAUCAUCUUGUUAGAUUUUGUUGA